Molecule: messenger RNA, 2331 nt
Organism: Monodelphis domestica (gray short-tailed opossum)
Lineage: Eukaryota; Metazoa; Chordata; Mammalia; Didelphimorphia; Didelphidae
Product: methyltransferase-like protein 21E
Source: RefSeq, a predicted model, not a curated record
CAACUUUUUACAGUACUAGCUCAUUUUAGUGCUGCUCUCUCAGGGGUAAUCAGUGGUCUCAUCAGGAAAAAAAAGAAGAAGAAGAAGCCCUGGAUGACCCUCUAUGCCUUCAGGAAAACACAACUGAUGCAUUUGGCCUACAGGGAUGCUGUGAACAGGAAGGUGGCUGUGUGGAUGGAGUAGUGUGAAGUCUUGAGAAGAAAGGUGCCAUUAUAUCUAUGCAAGUCUGUAGAAUGGAAAUGAAAUCACAAUGCGUUAAUUUAUUAACUGAUGAAAUAAUGGAACCAGAAGUUCAGCAAGGCAAAAAUGGAGAAAAGGAAGAUGAACAGGUGGUCUCAGAGAUCAUGGCAAGAUGUUUUUUUCCAUCUGUGAUAACUACCACAUCCUGGGAAGGUUUUCAUUUUGCUGGACAUGAGAUAAGAAUUACAGAAGCCACUGAUUGCUAUGGUGCUGUUGUCUGGCCAUCGGCUCUCGUUCUCUGUCAUUUUCUGGAAACAAAUUCAAAGGAGUAUAAUCUGGCUGACAAAAAUGUAAUUGAAAUUGGAGCUGGGACAGGACUAGUCUCAAUAGUGGCAAGUUUACUGGGUGCUCGAGUGAUUGCCACAGACUUGCCCAAUUUACUUGGAAACCUUCAGUAUAAUAUUUCCCGAAAUACCAAAAUGAAAUGUAGACAUCGACCUCAGGUGAAGGAAUUAUCUUGGGGAAUGGCUUUGGAGAAGAACUUCCCCAAAUCUUCAAACCAUUUCGACUAUAUCCUAGCCACAGAUGUUGUAUAUGCCCACCCCUUCCUGGAUGAGCUCCUGACCACCUUUGACCACCUAUGUCAAGACACCACUAUUAUCCUCUGGGUCAUGAAAUUUAGGCUUGAUAAGGAAAAUAAAUUUGUGGAUAGGUUUCAGGAGCUGUUUAACCUGGAGGAAAUUUCCAAUUUCCCUAGUUUGAACAUAAAAUUGUAUAAAGCUAUGAAGAAAAAUUGUAAGAGGGCAUAAUACUCUCAGAUAACGAUCUGAAAACACUGCCAAGAUAUACCCAGGUAGGUAAAGGAGGGGGCAAAGGCCAUUUUUCAUUUGCCUAUAAUCUGUGCCUCUAUUUUAUCGUCUUUCAUUUGCUUUGAAACCCUCUGCAAUCUGACUUCUGACCUCAUCAUUUAACUGAAAUUGCUCUCUGCAAAGUUUCCAGUGAUCUCUUAAUUGCCAAAUCUAAUGGUCUUUUCUCAGUCCUGACUCCUGACUUCACUGUAGCAUUUGACAUUAUUGAUCACUUUUUCUAGGUACUGUCUUCUCUAGGUUUUUGUGAUACUGCUUUCUGUCUCUUUUCUGGCUGACCUCAUAUCUAUUUAACUAUACUUCUCAGUCUCCUUUGCCACUUCCUUAACCAUGUCAUGCCACACUGACACUGACUAAGUGUCCCCCAAAGCUAUGUCCUGGGUCCCUUUUUUCUCUAUAUGCCAAUGGGUCUUAACCCAGGGUCCAUAAAGUUUUUUUUUAAAUACCUUGACAACUUUUUAAUAUAAUUGGUUUUCUUUGUAAUACUAUAUAUUUAUUUCAUUGAAAUAAAUGUUUGAUAAAUUGAAAAACAUUAUUCUGAGAAGUGGUCCAUAGGUUUUUUUUUUUAAUAACCCUUACCUUCCGUCUUGGAGUCAAUACUGUGUAUUGGCUCCAAGGCAGAAGAGUGGUAAGGGCUAGGCAAUGGGGGUCAAGUGACUUGCCCAGGGUCACACAGCUGGAAAGUGUCUGAGGCCAGAUUUGAACCUAGGACCUCCCGUCUCUAGGCCUGGGUCCAUAGGUUUUUAAAUUGUCAAAGGGGUCCAAUAAUCUGGGGAAAAAAGAUUAAUACCCUCUUCUCCAUACUAUCUCAUUUUGUUAUUUCAAUUCAAUUACUAUAUUCAGAUGAUUCCUGGCUUCCUUAAUGACAUAGCUCCUUCCAGAUUUCCCUGGUUUCCUUAAGGACACAGUUCAAAUCUUACCUUUCUUUAGGAGAUCUUGGUCUUUCUAGUCUCCCCAGACAUUUAUACCCCCUCCUUUCAAAUUUCCUUCAUCUACUCUGUGGAUAUCUGGUAUAUGCCUUAUUAUUUACAUAUGAUAUCCCUCCCUACAAUGUAAUCUCUGAGAGCAAGGAAUUUUUUUUUGUCUUUCUUUGUUUCUCCAUAACUGAUUACAGUGUGUAGCAUAUAAAAAACCCUUGUCUGAAUCCUUGUUGACUGCUUCUCUGAGCGAACCUUAUGAACACACAGAAAACCAUGUUAAUGUCACAAGAAUCCUGACGUUAAAACCCAAAUUGAAAUACCAAACUUGUAUACUAUCACAGAACCCCUCAAGGAAGCAAUAUGGC